AUGAAUGCAAAGGUGGGAAGAGAAAGUAUAUACCGACCAACGAUAGGCUCCCACAGCCUACACGAAACAUCUAACGACAAUAGCACACGUCUCAUUGAUUUGGCAACUUCCCUAGGAAUGGUCGUCGGCAGCACACGCUUUCCACACAAGAAUAUCCAUAAGAUAACGUGGGUCUCCGCGGAUAACGUCACCCGAAACCAAAUAGACCAUCUUUUGAUAGACAGGAGACAGUGCUCUAAUCUUUUGGAUGUCAGAAGCCGUAGAGGAGCAAACAUCGACUCCGAUCACCAUCUUGUUGUAUGCAAAAUAAGAGCACGAAUAUCACGGUACAAGUACACCAAAACGGUAAGAACAAAAAAGAUUGACACAACAAGGCUGAAGAGAGAGCAGGAUGUCAAAUACAAAUAUAUAGACACAGUUCACAGAGAACUUAUGAAAGUGGGCGAAAGAAAUAGCAACAGCAUUGGCGAUCCUGAUAGCACCUGGCGGAAUCAUAAAGGGGUUUUAUCUACGGCUGCUAGUGAGAUUUUGGGAUUUGAGGAAAAACCGAAGCGUAACGACUGGUUUGAUGAUGAAUGUCAGAAGAUCACUAAUGAGAAAAAUGAUGCGUACAGAUUAAUGCAACAGAAGUACACUCGCGGGCGUGGAGAAGAGUAUAAGAAGCGAAGAAUACGAGAAAAACACCUACAUAAGAGAAAGAAAAGAUUGUACGAAGAAAAACAAUUGCGUGAGAAUGCAUCUAGUUACACACAAAAGGAAACUAGAAACUUCUACAACCAAGUAAAUGGGGGACGGAAAGUAUUCAAACCCAGAACCACGGCAUGUAGAAGUAAGAAUGGACAGCUACUUAAUGAUAAAGAUGAGAUCGUUCAAAGAUGGGCUGAAUACUUUCGUGAAUUCCUUAACAGUUCAGUGCAGACUCGUCCACUUUCUGUACCAGUACCUGAAGCUCUACUAAAGAAUCAAGAGACUGAUGAAUCUUUGUACCCCACUAUAGAAGAUACUAUACGAGCCAUUCAAUCCAUUAAAAAUAACAAAUCUCCGGGAAUGGACGAUAUCCAAGGCGAACUUAUAAAGUAUGCCGGAACUGGUUUCGAGAAAGAGUUUCACCACCUGGUGCUCCAAAUUUGGAACAAUGAAAAAAUGCCUGAUGAUUGGAAUACAUCUGUUAUCUGUCCCUUACAUAAGAAAGGCGACAUAUUGGAUUGCAAUAAUUACCGAGGCAUAUCUCUCUUGAACACCGGUUAUAAAGUUUUUGCCAAUAUGCUUUUUAAUAAACUAAAGCCAUAA
Parnassius mnemosyne (clouded apollo) is the source of this 1290-nucleotide messenger RNA. The record is from the annotation of a GenBank genome assembly. NCBI's taxonomy places the organism in Eukaryota, Metazoa, Arthropoda, Insecta, Lepidoptera, Papilionidae.